GAGGAGUUCCGCUUAGCUCAAAUUUGUGGGCUUAACAUUAUAGUUCAGGUAGAUGAUUUGGAGGAAGUGAGUGAAUACUACCAAAACAGAGGAUGUUUCAAUGAAUUAAUCUCUCUUAUGGAGAGUGGGCUCGGUUUGGAGCGUGCCCAUAUGGGUAUCUUCACAGAACUUGGUGUCCUUUACGCCAGAUACCGUCAUGAGAAGCUCAUGGAACACAUUAAAUUAUUCUCCACCCGUCUUAACAUUCCUAAGCUUAUUCGUGCCUGUGAUGAGCAGCAACACUGGAAGGAACUCACAUAUUUGUAUAUGCAAUAUGAUGAAUUUGAUAACGCUGCCACAACUGUUAUGAAUCAUUCCCCAGAUGCUUGGGAUCAUAUGCAGUUCAAAGAUAUUGUUGUGAAAGUUGCUAAUGUGGAGCUUUAUUACAAGGCCGUCCACUUCUAUUUACAAGAGCAUCCCGAUCUCAUCAAUGAUCUUUUAAAUGUUCUAGCACUUAGGGUGGACCAUACACGUGUAGUGGAUAUAAUGAGAAAGGCGGGUCACCUUCGCCUAGUGAAGCCGUAUAUGAUUGCCGUACAAAGCAACAAUGUUUCUGCUGUGAAUGAGGCCCUUAACGAGAUAUAUGUUGAGGAAGAAGAUUACGACAGACUACGUGAAUCAAUUGAAUUGCAUGAUAACUUUGAUCAGAUUGGGCUUGCACAGAAGAUAGAGAAACAUGAACUUCUUGAGAUGAGGCGUGUCGCUGCUUCUAUAUAUAAAAAGGCUGGUCGCUGGAAGCAAUCCAUUGCUCUGUCGAAGAAAGAUAAUCUUUACAAAGACGCAAUGGAAACAGCCUCGCAAUCUGGGGAUCGUGAACUUGCUGAGGAGUUGCUUGCUUACUUCAUUGAACAGGGAAAGAAAGAAUGCUUUGCAUCAUGCCUAUUUGUUUGUUAUGAUUUGAUUCGCCCAGAUGUUGCCCUUGAGCUAGCAUGGAUGAAUAAUAUGAUUGACUUCGCGUUCCCAUAUCUAUUACAGUUUAUCCGUGAAUACACUGGCAAGGUAGAUGAGCUGAUAAAAGAUAAGAUUGAGGCUCAAAAGGAAGCAAAAUCCAAAGAGAGUGAAGAAAAGGACGUUAUUAAGCAGCAGAAUAUGUAUGCACAGCUGCUGCCUCUGGCUUUGCCUGCACCGCCGAUGCCUGGUAUGGGAGGUGCUGGUAUGGGUGGAGGUUUCGCUCCACCCCAACCACCUCCAAUGGGUGGAAUGGGAAUGCCUCCCAUGCCUCCAUUUGGCAUGCCACCCAUGGGUUCCUAUUAAUUUGAUGGGGUGUUACCACAGGGGUGUAAACAAACUUCACAAAGAGGAUACAAUCUGGACUGUUUUUGGUUUCUUUUAUUUACUCUUGCCCUUAGAUUUUUAUCUAUUGCCUUGCAGUUAGUUGCUGAAGUGCACAAGUGGAGGAUAGAUGAAAUAAUUGUUUCUGUUGUGUGUCAUAGUGUGUUGAUAUCUCCUUGUAAUAUUCUUUUUAGAAGAGGCAUUUUUUGCAGUUAGGCAACAAAUUGAGGAUAUUUUGUGAUCUUCACAACCGUGUAAAGAUGCGCUAUAUUACCUUUACUGGUUUUCUGGGGUCAGCUAAGGUUCUUCAGUUCCCAAGUGUUGUAAUUUUUCCAGGUAUUCUUUUGGAUACAAUCUUGUUGAAUGUUUUGUUUUGGUAUGUUACACCCAGCCGCUGUAAAUGAGUACUUAUUUACUUCUAA
This is a messenger RNA of Nicotiana tabacum (common tobacco), 1733 nucleotides long. NCBI's taxonomy places the organism in Eukaryota, Viridiplantae, Streptophyta, Magnoliopsida, Solanales, Solanaceae. The record is from RefSeq and is a predicted model, not a curated record.